This is a messenger RNA of Eurypyga helias (sunbittern), 741 nucleotides long. RefSeq names its product deiodinase, iodothyronine, type I (gene DIO1). The record is from RefSeq and is a predicted model, not a curated record. The transcript has 4 exons. Lineage: Eukaryota; Metazoa; Chordata; Aves; Eurypygiformes; Eurypygidae. Gene Ontology annotation, molecular function: thyroxine 5'-deiodinase activity.
AUGUUCGGCAUCAGGGUAUUCCUACAAAAAAUCCUUAUUCUUCUGCAUGUUACUACGUGCGUCGUUGUUGGCAAAACACUGAUGCUGCUCUUCCCUAACGCCAUGAAAAGAUACAUCCUAAAACAGGGCGAAAAGAGCAGAAUGAACGAGAACCCAAAGUUCAGCUACGAAAACUGGGGUCCGACUUUUUUCAGCUUCAAGUAUUUGCUCUUUGUGCUGAAGGUGAAGUGGAAGAGGCUGGAGGAUGAAGCCUAUGAGGGACACCCCGCUCCCAACACGCCGGUGGUGACUCUCAACGGGGAAGCGCGUCACCUCUUGGAUUUCAUGCGAGAUAACCGGCCUUUAAUCCUGAAUUUUGGAAGUUGCACCUGACCUUCGUUUAUGUUAAAAUUUGAUGAGUUCAACAAGCUCGUCAAAGAUUUCGGCUCUGUAGCAGAUUUUCUUAUUGUCUACAUCGAAGAAGCUCACGCAGUAGAUGGAUGGGCUUUUAAAAACAAUAUUGUUAUUAAAAAUCACAGAAGCCUUGAAGAUCGAAGAACGGCAGCACAGUUGCUUCAGAAAAAUAAUCCUUUAUGUCCAGUGGUUUUAGACACUAUGGAAAACCUGAGCAGUACAAAAUACGCUGCUUUGCCAGAACGACUGUAUUUACUUCAAGGAGGGAAGGUCAUCUACAAGGGAGGAGUGGGGCCUUGGAAUUAUCACCCCCAGGAAAUACGCGCCAUCCUGGAAAAACUGAACUAG